UUUCUCUCUAUAAAUAUAAUAAAAAUAAAUUACUUAUAAUAACGAUGAUCAACAUCAACAAACAUAAUUUCCAAAAAAUGUAUCCGACAAUAAAGACUUCUUUAGAAAACGCAGAUGUUAUUGCUAUCAAUGCAGAAUUUAGUGGAUUAGAAACUGAUGAAUCUUCAAAGCCAAGUCUUUUUGAUACCAUUGAAGAACGCUAUGAAAAGUUAAGAAAAAGUAGUGAAAAAUUUAUAAUUAUUCAAUUUGGUAUUACUUGCAUCGAACAAUUACCUUAUCAGAAUAAAUAUAAAACUAAAAUGUUCAAAUUUUUCCUUUUUCCUUCAUCUAUACCAAUAAAAAAUAGACAAUUCUUGUGGCAAGUUGCAGCAAUAGAGUUUUUAUCUUUAAAUGACUUCAAUUUUAACAAGAUGGCUUAUGAUGGUAUCUCAUACCUUAAUGAAGUUGAAGAAUUAAAAUUUAAACAAUAUUUAAAAGAUGAUAAUAUGAUCAGAAAUAUUGAUCAUAUGUCCUACAAAGAGACAGAUGAAAUUAAAAGGGCUAUUGAUAAUGUAGCUAACUGGUUAGAAUUUUCUGAUAAUCCAGAUGAGGAUCCAGAAUAUAUUAUUUUGAAAAUUUCUGUAAGUUCUGUUAAUUUGCAAUACCUUCUGCAGAAAAUAUUACGAAGUCGUUUUUCAAGAAUCUGGACCACAUGUAAUAACGAAGAGAUAACAGUAAUUAAGGUAUCAUUAGAGAUACGAAGAAUGUUAGAAACAGAAGAAGGAGAUAUAUUAAACAAGGCCUUGUUGGAUUCAUAUAUAGGGUUUUCAAAAGUAUUUAAGCUCUUGGUCGAGUUAAAGAAACCUAUUGUUGGACAUAAUAUUUUACUUGAUCUGAUAUAUAUGUUCAAAUUAUUUUAUAAACCUUUACCGAAGAGAUAUAAUGACUUUAAGGUUGAAACGCAUCGUUUAUUUCCAAUUAUUUAUGAUACCAAAUAUUUAAGUUAUCAACUGAGAGAUGAAAUUUCAUUUCCACCAGGUUCUCCAUAUACGCUUGAUGCUCUUUAUAAAUUCUUUUCUGAAGAAAGAAGGAGAUUUAUAGUAAAUUCUCCAAAUAUAAAUAAAAGUAUUAAACUAAGAGUUCCUCAUGAUUCUUCAGGAAAUUCAUAUUUUACUGGAUAUAUAUUUAUUAAGAUGAUAUAUAUUAUCGCUAUAAAGAAGUAUGGAAAGGGUUUAGAAUAUAGAUCUGUAUCCAACGCAGAAAUAAUGAAUAGUCUACAAGAGUACUUAAAUUGCAUAAACUUAUCACGUGCUUCCACUUUUUAUUUGAGACUUGAUGGCAAAGAUCCAAAAUCAGAAAGACCACAGUGGCUGUUUGUAAAAGCAUCUGUGAAUUAUGAUAUAGAUCAGAUUAUCCAGAAAUUAUCCGCUUUUGGAACUGUUGAUGUAAGAUCUUUCAUACAAGGUUGUGCUUUGGUAGCUGUUGCAAAUCAUAGGAGCGCACGUAAUAUUGUAAAUCACUUUUAUAACCACAAAGAUAUAUACGUUGUUCCUUACAAUCCCAUAAAACAUUCUUUAUCGGUGAAAUAUCUUCUUACUGUCAGUGCGAUUCUAUCUGGUGGAGUGAUGGCUUGGGUAUUUCAUCAUUCUAUAUUAAAAUAGGCAUAUAUAUAUAUAUGUGUGUGUAUGUAUAUAUAAUCAUAUAAUUGGUGUAAUUAAACUCAUCAGUGAGUAAUAAAACAUAUAUAUCAAAUUUCA
Vespula pensylvanica (western yellowjacket) is the source of this 1736-nucleotide messenger RNA. RefSeq names its product pre-piRNA 3'-exonuclease trimmer-like. The transcript has 12 exons. Lineage: Eukaryota; Metazoa; Arthropoda; Insecta; Hymenoptera; Vespidae. Bases 45 to 1640 code for a protein of 531 amino acids. Gene Ontology annotation, molecular function: poly(A)-specific ribonuclease activity; RNA binding. Gene Ontology annotation, cellular component: endoplasmic reticulum; cytoplasm. Gene Ontology annotation, biological process: nuclear-transcribed mRNA poly(A) tail shortening. The record is from RefSeq and is a predicted model, not a curated record.